Solanum stenotomum is the source of this 1220-nucleotide messenger RNA. Its product is annotated as caffeic acid 3-O-methyltransferase-like. Gene Ontology annotation, molecular function: O-methyltransferase activity; S-adenosylmethionine-dependent methyltransferase activity; protein dimerization activity. The transcript has 4 exons. The record is from RefSeq and is a predicted model, not a curated record. Gene Ontology annotation, biological process: methylation. Lineage: Eukaryota; Viridiplantae; Streptophyta; Magnoliopsida; Solanales; Solanaceae. The coding region runs from base 44 to 1123 and encodes 359 amino acids.
UACUAGAGGAAAUUGAGAAAGUGUUAGCUAAUUGAUUUAAAGCAUGGCAAACAUGAGUCAAUUACCAAUUAGUAUUGGCUCAGACAAAGAGGGGAAUCUUACAUAUGCAAUGCAACUAUUGUCAUCAUCAGUACUUCCCUUUGUGUUGCAUUCAACAAUUGAAUUGAAUGUAUUUGAGAUCUUAGCCAAAGCUAAUGAUACUCAACUUUCUUCUUCUCAAAUUGUUUCUAAAAUGGCUUGCAACAACCCUAUUGACGCAGCCAAUAUGUUAGACAGAAUGCUUUAUCUCUUGGCUACUUAUUCUUUGCUCACUUGCUCCAUUAAUAAUAAUAAUGUUAGACUCUAUGGUCUUUCACCAGUGGGAAAGAUGUUUGUUAGUGAUAAUGAAGAUGGUGCAUCUUUGAGGCCUCUCUUGGAUUUGCUUCAACAGAAAGUAGUCAUUAACACCUGGUUUGGAUUAAAAGAUGCAAUUCUUGAAGGAGGAGUUCCAUUUGAAAGGAUGCAUGGUGUAAAUACAUUUGAAUAUCUUAAGACGGAUCACAUGUAUAAUGAUGUUUUUAACAAGGCAAUGUUUAAUCAUACAACUCUAAUGAUGAAAAAUAUACUAGACAAAUACAAGGGCUUUGAGAACAUCAAGACUUUGGUUGAUGUGGGAGGUGGUCUUGGAUCCAACCUAAAGAUGAUUACAACUAAAUACCCAACUAUUAAGGGCACUAAUUUUGAUGUGCCUCAUGUUGUCCAACAUGCCUUUACCUAUAACGGGGUGGAACACGUCGCGGGAGAUAUGUUUGAAAGUGUUCCAGAAGGAGAUGUUAUUUUUAUGAAGUGGAUUCUUCAUGACUGGAGUGAUAGUCAGUGCGUGAAGUUACUGAAGAACUGCUAUAAAGCUACACCAGCAGAAAAUGGAAAAGUAAUAGUUGUUGAGAGUAUUUUACCAGUAAAACCUAAUCAUAGCUCUGUGAUUAGCGUUUCACAAUUUGAUAUGAUCAUGUUGGCUAAUUCUCCUGGAGGCAAAGAGCGUUCUGAACAUGAGUUUCGAGCACUCGCAAUCGAAGCUGGAUUCAAAGAAAUUAACUUAAUUUGUUGUGUUUGUAAUUUUUGGGUCAUGGAAUUCUACAAGUAGCUUUACCUCUACUACUUGACUCUAAAUGUCAUCCAUUCAUAUUAUUGUACUGAUUUUCUGUUACUUACUUUGUUUCUCUAAAGUAAUAAUUUAAUUA